Helianthus annuus (common sunflower) is the source of this 4074-nucleotide messenger RNA. RefSeq lists its product as uncharacterized. Gene Ontology annotation, biological process: DNA integration. The record is from RefSeq and is a predicted model, not a curated record. Gene Ontology annotation, molecular function: nucleic acid binding. Bases 1 to 4074 code for a protein of 1357 amino acids. NCBI's taxonomy places the organism in Eukaryota, Viridiplantae, Streptophyta, Magnoliopsida, Asterales, Asteraceae. The transcript is spliced from 4 exons.
AUGAGGCAGGAGUUGAAUGAGAUAAAGAAGAAAGUCGAUAGGUGUGAGGUUUGUCGAGGGGGACAUGAUACCAUAGAUUGCCCCACGCUCACUCUUGAGCAGGUAGAGUACAUAGCCGGUCAGCCUAGGGGUCCCACGAAUCCGUUCAAUAAUUCUAGUUCCAACUGGCGCGGUAGUGGCAAUUCGAGUGGUUAUCGUUCGUCUGGAAAUCCUCCUGGAUUUUCAUCUGGUCAGUAUCAGAGUAGAGGGCCCGGUAUUUACACGCAGUCUAGUUCAGGACAGUUUAGUGGGUCGGGGUCUAGUGGUCAGUUUUCGAGUGGAGGACCGCCUCAGGAGAGUCAUGGUGGUGGGAAGGCUCCUGAGGCCGCCCUCCUCGAUCUUCAGAGGACAGUAGGCGGACUUGCUAAGCAGUUACAGGAGCACCCACCGGGUCAGUUUUCGGGAAACACUUUCCCGAAUCCCGCGAAUCAGUCAGCGAAGGCGAUUACGACCCGUAGUGGGAAGAGCUUGGGAGAGGUAGUGAGAGAAAGAGAGGUUGAAGAAGUAGAGGAGGAGGUCGAUGAGGAGAUCGAGAUGGAGGCUCCAGGCAAGUUGAAGAUCAAUCUUCCGUUCAUCGAGGCGCUUCAGUCUAUGCCUAAGUAUGCGAAAUUCCUUAAAGAUCUUUUGAAGCGUAAGGAGAGAAUCGGUGAGCUUUCGAACAUUCCAUUGACAGGGGGUUGUUCCGCGGUAGUCUUGAAUAAGCUACCAGAGAAGUUGACCGACCCUGGCACAUUCACGAUUCCAUGUUUCUUUGGGGGAGCCGCUACCCCUUCUCACGCCUUAGCCGAUUUAGGGGCCAGCAUCAAUUUGAUGCCAUUCUCGUUGUAUGAGCGUCUUGGUCUAGGAGAGCUUACACCCACGCGCAUGUCAUUGUCCUUGGCUGACCGAUCAGUCAAGUAUCCUCGUGGGGUAGUAGAGAAUUUGCUGGUGAAGGUCGAUAGGUUUGUGUUCCCAGUAGACUUCGUUGUGCUUGAUAUGGAGGCCGAUGAGAGAGUUCCUAUUAUUCUUGGCCGUCCAUUCCUUCGAACCGCAAAGGCGAUCAUUGACGUCUUUGACGGUAAGAUUUCUCUUCGUGCGGGUGACGAGGUUGUCACAUUUGAGAUCGAUAGAGCGAUGCAGCAUCCUAGUUGUGGAGAUGAUGUUAGUGGGCCGUGUCAUUCCGUUUAUUUUCUCAAUUCAUUCAUAUCUUGUGUCGACACGUGCUUCGAGUACAUUAGUGGAGCCGAUCUGGUAGGUGAGGGAGUUGUUGACGAGCAUUCUGAGGAUGAGGUAGAGGAGGUAGAGGAGGAGUGUUUAGAUGAGAGCGAUGAGGUUAGUGCUGAGCCAUUAGGGCUCGAUGCGAUUAGUGAUGAGAGUACUCCAGCAGAGAUUCCACCGCCUUUAGAACUUAAGGUUCUUCCAUCCCAUCUCGAGUACGCGUUUCUAGGAGAGAAGCCGAGUAUGCCUGUCAUCAUUUCUUCGAAGUUGACAGAGGAGGAGAAGUCAAGGCUGAUUGAGGUGCUUAGAGAGCACAGUGAUGCGAUUGCAUGGAGGCUAUCCGAUAUCAAGGGCAUCAGCCCUACCUUUUGCACGCAUCGCAUUCUGAUGGAGGACGUUUUCAAGCUUGUAGUGCAGCCGCAGCGUCGGUUGAAUCCGAAUAUGCAGGAGGUAGUGAAGAAGGAGGUGAUGAAGUUGCUUGAGUCUGGAUUGAUCUAUCCUAUUUCUGAUUCCGCUUGGGUGAGUCCUACGCAGGUCGUCCCAAAGAAAGGAGGGAUGACGGUUGUUCUGAAUUCGAAGAAUGAGCUUAUUCCGUCUCGUACUGUUACGGGUUGGCGUGAUAUGGUCGAGAGUUCGAUGGAGGUGUUUAUGGACGACUUCUCAGUGUAUGGUAGUUCUUUCGAUCAGUGUUUGACGAAUCUUGAGAGGAUGCUGAAGAGAUGUGUGGAGACGAAGUUGAUGCUGAACUGGGAGAAGUGUUACUUCAUGGUGACUGAGGGGAUUGUGCUAGGGCACAAGAUUUCGCGAGCAGGUAUUGAGGUCGAUAGAGCGAAGAUAGAUACGAUUAGCCAGCUUCCCCCGCCGACUAGUGUCAAGUCGGUUCGUAGUUUUCUCGGUCAUGCGGGAUUUUAUAGGCGCUUCAUUAGGGAUUUUUCCAAAAUCACUCGCCCCAUGACGCGAUUGCUGGAGAAGGACGUUCCUUUCGUCUUUGACGAGGAGUGCCUUCGAGCGUUUGAGUUUCUGAAGGAGAGGUUAGUGAGUGCACCGAUCCUUGUAUCGCCUGAUUGGAGCUUACCAUUCGAGCUGAUGUGCGAUGCGAGUGACUACGCAGUUGGUGCGGUGUUAGGGCAGAGACGGGAGAAGCAUUUUCACCCGAUUUACUACGCGAGUAAAACGCUGAAUGAUGCCCAGGAAAAUUACACCACUACGGAGAAGGAGUUGUUGGCGGUGGUGUUCGCGUUCGAUAAAUUCCGAUCAUAUCUCGUUCUUUCGAAAACCGUCGUGUUCACUGAUCAUUCUGCUCUGCGUCACUUGUUUCAGAAGAAGGACGCGAAGCCGCGUCUUAUACGAUGGAUUCUGCUUCUUUCCGAGUUCGACAUUGAAAUUAAGGAUAAGAAGGGGGCAGAAAAUGUGGCGGCGGACCACUUGUCUCGCCUAGAGGAUCUGAAGCGUGAGGAGAUUCGUGAGGAGGCGAUAGGAGACAGAUUCCCUCACGAGUCUAUUGAUGCUGUCAUGACUGGAGCCGUGGACCUCCCGUGGUUCAGCGAUAUAGCCAAUUAUUUGGCCGAUGGGUUUGUGAUGGAGAGUUUGAGUUUGCAGGAGAAGCGCAAGUUGACGAGGGACGCUAGGAAGUACAUUUGGGACGAUCCCUAUCUCUUCAGGAUAGGCGGUGAUCGAGUCCUGAGGAGGUGUGUUAGUAGGGAAGAAGGUGCGGGGAUCCUGAGACACGUGCAUGAGGGUUUGACUGGAGGACACCAUGGUGCGCAUGUGACCGCACAGAAGGUGUUUGAUUGUGGUUUCUAUUGGCCGACGGUGGUAGAUGAUGCGGCCGAGUUUGUUAGGAAGUGUGACCGGUGCCAGCGGACCGGCAACAUCUCAUCCAAGGAUGAGAUGCCCCAGAAUCCCAUUCAAGUGUUGGAAGUCUUUGACGUUUGGGGCAUCGAUUUCAUGGGACCAUUUCCAUCUUCGAGUGGAAAUCGGUACAUCCUCGUUGCGAUUGACUACGUUUCGAAGUGGGUGGAAGCUCAAGCUUCGCCCACGAAUGAUGCACGAGUGGUGGUGAGGUUCUUGAAGAAGUUGUUUACGCGAUUUGGUACGCCUAGAGCCAUUAUUAGUGAUCGCGGCACGCAUUUUUGCAAUGCGGUUAUGGAGAAGGCGUUGGAGAGAUAUGGAGUUACGCACCGCUUGUCCACCGCGUAUCAUCCACAAACGAGCGGUCAAGUGGAGAACGCGAAUCGAGGAGUGAAACGGAUUUUGGAGAAGACGGUAGGGAAGAGUAGGCAAGAUUGGUCCGACAAGUUGGACGAUGCGUUGUGGGCUUUCCGAACCGCCUACAAGACGCCAUUAGGUACGACACCGUUUAUGAUCGUCUACGGGAAAGCGUGCCACUUACCGGUCGAGUUAGAGCAUCGGGCUCUUUGGGCGCUCAAAACGGUGAAUUUAGAUUUGACCGAGGCCGCUAGGAGACGAUUUUUCCAAAUCCAUGAGUUAGAGGCGCUUCGUGACGCCGCGUAUGAUCGUUCUUGGAGUAUCAAGGAGAAGUCGAAAGCGUUGCAUGAUAGGAAGUUGCGAAAGUUGAAGGAGUUUAACGUGGGCGAUCGGGUGCUAUUAUUCAACUCGAGGUUGAAAUUGAUCGCCGGGAAGUUGAAGUCGAGGUGGUCCGGGCCGUACGUCGUGAAGGAGGUUUUCCCGUACGGUACCGUUGAGUUGUUUGACGAGGAGAGUUCGCAUGUGUGGAAGGUAAACGGGCAUAGGUUGAAACACUACAUAGGAGGUCCCAUCGAUACCGCCGAAGAGGAAACCGUUCCUCUUUCGGAACCGCCCAGCACCGCCCCGUAG